Messenger RNA from Bactrocera dorsalis (oriental fruit fly), 3980 nucleotides. RefSeq names its product probable G-protein coupled receptor B0563.6. Gene Ontology annotation, molecular function: G protein-coupled receptor activity. Gene Ontology annotation, biological process: G protein-coupled receptor signaling pathway. The record is from RefSeq and is a predicted model, not a curated record. The coding region runs from base 1783 to 3192 and encodes 469 amino acids. NCBI's taxonomy places the organism in Eukaryota, Metazoa, Arthropoda, Insecta, Diptera, Tephritidae. Gene Ontology annotation, cellular component: membrane. The transcript has 10 exons.
ACCAAUUAACUACCAAUUGUGGCUGCAAAAUUAACUCUCAAGUUAAAUGUCAGUUCAAAAAUCAUGUCAAAAAAGGCAAAAAAAUGUUGUUACCAAAGAAUUUAAACCAAAGCGCAACUUAAUUAUAAAGUGUUUCUAAGCACCAGCACCACAGGCAAAGCAACAACAACGACAACUUGCUCGGUAUGCCUUGGUAACAGGCGCGCUUCAAAGCGCCUAUCAAAAUCAAUCAAAUAUAUGGCAGCUGCAAGUGUAGUUAUUGACGGCUCCAGCUGCUACCACAGCAGCGGCUGCCAACAGUUCAUUAAGAAAUUCGUGAAAUUUGAAUGCCAAAAAUGUACCGAAGAGGCAAGCAUUUCAACUUAACUUCACGACAGUGAAAUUUGUAUAAAUGCUAAGUGAAGCCAAAGUAUUUCAAAGAAAUUUUCAAAUCAACAGUGGUAAUCAAAGUGAAACAAAGUGCACUUACUUGAGUGAAGCAGAAAAUUAAGUGUAUAAGUGUGAAAAAUAAGAAAUUAUAUUAUAUACAUAUACCUUAUCUCCUUGGACACUUACCUUUCAUCACCGAAAUGGGUGAUUUUUCUGCUUAAACACAGCUACAUAAUACACAUCAUUCAAAUGUGAGUGUAUUCGCUGAGAUUCAUCAAAUGCCGGAAAUCUUAUUUAGUGGGUAUCACGCUGGCCUAUAAAGCGACAGCCAACAUAAUAUGUGAAGAUGUGCCACAAGCAAAAUAAAACGAUUAUGUUGCACACUAAAAAUAAACACAGUAAUAAUGCCAAUAAAAUUAACAAUCUAAUAAAAAUUAGGUUGGAAAAACAACAAAAGCAAUUAAAGCAGACACAGCAGGUGGCAAGUCAUUGGGUACGGAUGAAGCGGAGCGGAAAGAGCAGUGGAAAAUUUCAGCCAGAUUUUGUGGCCAUAAAAAGAAUGUGUAUAAGUGAAAGAAAUAUUUGCGGUGCAAGAAAAUUUAUGCGAAAAGCAACAAAAAAUUUCGGCAGGAAGGAAGUGGAAUAAUCAAAAAACAACAAAAAGAGUGAUUAAAUUGGGAACAGCAACGAAAUAUUAAACGAAGCGGUGGCAUUUAAAGUAAUUUAAAUUAAUUUAAGAUUAUUUAAAGGCAGCAAACAAUUUCUUAGACAGCCUAAGCUUAACCUGCAAGUGACCAACAACAACAACUACCCACUUGCCUCUAACCUUUUGGUUUUCUACUUUGGUCUGCAGCUACAGUGCGUUUCGCAGGAGCGUUUUUUCAGUUAACAUUGUUAUUGCUGCUUUAACCUCGUACUUCCGCCAACAAGACAGACAUUGCCUUCACAAAUCACUGCUGCCCAAGUUGCUGGCGUCACGACUCACACUUACGGGCGGUGUAGCGCUGCUGACGUUGGCAACUGUGCUGUACCGUUGCGUGGCAUGGCGCGACCUCACCAGCCGGCGCAACGAUUUGCAAUUCAAAUGAUUGACGCGCAACAAAAACACAAACACGACGCAACUACAAAUACAACUACUAAGCAGCAAACAAAAACAAAGUAUUAAAAACCGAGAAGAACAACUACAACAACAUAAGAUUAAUAAAAAAAAGACAUUGAAUAGCGACGUCAGCGGCUUUCACCUUUAAAUUGCCUUCACUACGCCACGCUUCAUCCCUUUCGUUUCGUUUUCUAAUAAUAGAAAGUUUCACACUUUUGACACCGUCGCUGCCGUGCCGCCCUUAACCCGCCAUUCCACUUAAAUAAAGCUUCGUUUAGCGCUACCUACCCAGCGACUGGCCGCAAGAGAACGCCAUGAUAACACGUUUGUACAACACCGAGGAGGACCAAGCCCUUUGUUCGUUAAUUUGGGGCAGAAACUUGAGUGCGUCGAAUGCGAACGAACAAAUCGAUGAGGAUGGUGAGACGACACUGGUUGGCAGCGUUGCUGGCGCCACACCAACACUAUACAGUGCACACAGCAGUUAUGGUGCAGGUGCCGGUGGCGGCUCUAGCAGCGGCGGCGCAGAGUCAGACAUACUUAUUGGCAGCGCUGCUGUAAACGGUGCUGGCGGCAGUAGUUUACGUGACGAUUUUUUCAUUGCCAACGACUUCCCUGAGGAUCCACGCACAGAGGCUUUACGUGAGUACUCCUACGGCAUUAUUUUACCAAUAAUCUGCUCGCUUGGCAUCAUUGGCAACGUCCUUAAUCUGAUUGUACUGACGCGAAGAAAUAUGCGCGGAACGGCUUAUAUUUACAUGAGAGCCUAUUCUACUGCAGCGCUGUUAGCUAUCGUCUUCGCCAUACCCUUCGGCAUGCGCAUGCUGGUGCAUAAAGAUCGCGGACGUUGGGAGGAAUUCGGACCCGCCUUCUACACAGCGCAUCUGGAGCUUUUUCUUGGCAACGGUUGUUUAGGUGUGGGUGUUAUGAUGUUGCUGGUGCUAACCAUCGAAAGAUAUGUCUCCGUGUGUCAUCCAGGCUUUUCACGUCCCGUCAUGGGACCACCUGGCAUUGUUGUGUUCCUAACCACACUCGUCACUUUCAUCAUUUACACGCCAAGCGUGUUUCGUGGUGUCCUGGUCAAGUGUAUAUUACACUCAGAUGGCAACUAUGUUUACUUUCGACGUGAUAAUAAUGAAUUCCUAAAGACGCUUUUUUACUCGGUCUAUAAAGUAAUGCUCGAGGUAAUAUUCAAACUAAUACCAACUGUAUUAAUCGCUGGCUUAAAUAUGCGAAUUAUGUUGGUGUAUCGAAAGACUUGUCAACGACGGCGUGAGAUGUUGAUUUCGCGUUCGAACUGUGUGCGCGAUGAGGAUCCAAGAAAAUUCGCCGAAGAACGGAGGUUAUUCUUGUUGCUAGGUAGUACAUCAAUAUUGUUCCUUGUUUGCGUGUCUCCUAUGGCUAUUGUUCACAUGACGAUUGCUUCCGAAGUAUUGCCGAACUUUUCAUUUCAGGUGUUUCGAGCAUUGGCCAAUUUGAUGGAACUCACAAACUAUUCUAUAACAUUCUACAUAUAUUGCUUAUUCAGUGAGGAUUUUCGAAAUACGCUGAUACGCACCAUCAAAUGGCCUUGGGUUAGAACGAAAUUGUGUCAUCAUGUCGAUGAGAUUUCCAAUGCACGAGCAACACCUUUAAUGCAUUUCAACAAAAUAGCGUUACGUAAUCACCAUAUAACGACGACAUCGGGGGUGUGUACCGGCAUGGGACGAUCAAGUAGCAUUUGAUUUGUUAUGCGCAUUGCAUUGUAACAAAAAAGUUAUAAUUAUAUGCUUGUAUGUAUAUGGUAACUCAUCGAUCGAAUGUAAUUAUGAUAAUUCCUAUUGAAGUUGAAACAUAAGUAAGAAAUUCAGAAUGUAGAAAUAAAAUUUGAAAAAGUAAAUAUUAUUAAUAUAAAUUAUAUAUAAUAUUAUAUUUAAAUAAACAUAAAUAAUAUAUAUAUUAAAUUUCUUAUAGUUAAGUAAAUUAUUGUUGAAUAGUAAUAUUGCGUAUUGUUUAAAAAUGUACAGCACUUAAUUAAUACUGAUAUUGCUAACUUAAAAAUUAUAUAAAUUUUUUUGUUAAUAUUUGAACGCGCAGCGUAAAUUAGAUGACAUAUAUGUAGGUCAGAGAAAUGUAAUUAAUAAUUACUAAUUAUCAAAUCAACUUUUUCUUAUCAUAAUCUGUGUUCAUAUAUUUGAAUAUGAAAGUCAAUGAAGAAACGCUUAGCAUUUAGAAAUAUUUGAAUAACUAAGAAAUAUAUUAAUAUAAUAUACAUAUAAUUAUUAUGUUAAACAUGCUACUGAUUUUUUGUUGUAGGUAAAUUUAUGUAAAUAUGAAAUAUAAUUGUUACUUUAGUUGUUAAUAAAGUUAAACUAGUGUACUGUAUAUUUGAAAACUAAAAUUGCUCAUUUGCGAAAACAGGCAUAUUUGGGAAGAAAAUAACCAAAAACCAUAAAAAAGGUCACAUUAAAAACAGGUGCUGCUUCAUUUAUUUGGGAAAAAAUCAAUAAGAAAUAAAAAAAAAAUACCGUUG